AUGAAGUCUCAUAUGGUUUGGUUUCUGUUUCUUGUGUCAUUCUUCUCUGUGUUCCCAGCUCCAUCGGAGAGCAUGGUUCGCCAUUACAAGUUUAACGUUGUGAUGAAGAACACGACUAGACUCUGCUCAAGCAAGCCAAUCGUGACCGUCAACGGUAGAUAUCCAGGUCCCACAAUCUACGCACGAGAAGACGACACGUUGCUCAUCAAAGUCGUUAAUCACGUCAAGUACAACAUUUCCGUCCACUGGCACGGUGUGAGACAAGUGAGAACGGGAUGGGCCGAUGGGCCUGCUUACAUAACUCAGUGCCCGAUUCAGCCUGGUCAAGUCUACACAUACAACUACACCUUGACCGGCCAACGCGGAACGCUCUGGUGGCACGCUCACAUCCUCUGGCUCCGAGCCACGGUUUACGGCGCAAUUGUCAUACUCCCCAAACGUGGCGUUCCCUAUCCGUUCCCCAAACCCGACCACGAGAAAGUCAUCGUUUUAGGUGAAUGGUGGAAAUCGGAUACCGAAAAUGUCAUUAACGAGGCUAUGAAGUCUGGAUUAGCCCCUAAUGUCUCCGACGCACACAUGAUCAACGGACACUCUGGCCCCGUUAAAAAUUGUCCAUCUCAGGGUUACAAACUAUCAGUAGAGAGUGGCAAAACCUAUCUACUACGACUAGUCAAUGCUGCACUUAAUGAAGAGCUCUUUUUCAAAAUCGCCGGCCAUCUUUUCACGGUGGUCGAAGUCGACGCCGUCUACGUCAAACCGUUCAAGAUCGACACCGUUCUUAUAGCCCCCGGUCAAACCACCAACGUCCUCCUAACCGCCUCAAAAACCGCCGGGAAAUAUCUUGUAACCGCUUCUCCCUUCAUGGACGCCCCAAUCGCGGUGGACAACGUAACCGCCACCGCGACUGUCCAUUACUCCGGCACACUCUCCUCAUCCCCAACAACCCUAACUCUCCCUCCGCCGCAAAACGCUACUUCAGUCGCAAACAACUUUACCAAGUCCCUUCGUAGCCUCAACUCCAAGAAGUACCCUGCCCUAGUCCCAACCACCAUCGACCACCACCUCUUCUUCACGGUAGGGCUCGGGAUAAACUCGUGCCCAAGUUGCAAGGCCGGAAACGGAAGCCGUGUCGUUGCCAGCAUCAACAAUGUAACAUUCAUUAUGCCCAAAACCGCUUUGCUCGCGGCUCAUUACUUCAACAUUAGUGGGGUUUUCACGACGGAUUUCCCCAAGAACCCACCGCACGUUUUCAACUACAGCGGAGGAUCAGUCACGAACAUGGCCACGGACACCGGCACGAGGCUCUACAAGCUACCGUACAACGCCACGGUUCAGCUGGUUCUCCAAGAUACCGGCGUCAUAGCGCCGGAGAACCAUCCGAUUCAUCUUCACGGCUAUAACUUUUUCGAAGUAGGUCGCGGAUUAGGUAACUUCAACCCCAAGAAAGACCCCAACAACUUCAAUUUGGUCGAUCCCGUUGAGAGGAACACAAUCGGAGUUCCAUCAGGUGGAUGGGUCGUCAUCAGAUUCAGAGCGGAUAAUCCCGGGGUUUGGUUCAUGCAUUGUCACUUGGAGGUACACACGACGUGGGGAUUAAAGAUGGCUUUCUUGGUGGAGAACGGCAAAGGACCCAAUCAGUCGAUUUUGCCACCGCCUAAGGAUUUUCCCAAGUGUUAA
This is a messenger RNA of Thlaspi arvense, 1677 nucleotides long. Lineage: Eukaryota; Viridiplantae; Streptophyta; Magnoliopsida; Brassicales; Brassicaceae. The record is from the annotation of a GenBank genome assembly.